Molecule: messenger RNA, 1879 nt
Organism: Impatiens glandulifera
Lineage: Eukaryota; Viridiplantae; Streptophyta; Magnoliopsida; Ericales; Balsaminaceae
Product: protein EMSY-LIKE 3-like
Exons: 8
Coding region: 416-1699 (427 amino acids)
Biological process (GO): defense response to fungus
Cellular component (GO): nucleus
Source: RefSeq, a predicted model, not a curated record
ACGUGUCCAUCACCGACGGAUGCCGGCGGAACUCAAACUAAUCUAUCAACUCAUAAUCUAAUUGAUUUUAUAUUAUUGUUUCAAGUCCGCGAGUUCUUUCGACUGGAAAACUGGAAAUCAAGCUAACAUUUUUCUGGCCGUCCUUCAAGAUUGUUCAUCAAUCGCAACGAAUUCGUCUCCGGUAUGCUUCAUAGUCUCUAGAUUCGUUGAUUCUCAAAGGAAAAUCGACUAUUGUAUUCGUUCAAUCUGUUCAACUGCGAGGUUUCAAGUCCGGUUGCGGCUCAGAACGAAUCUGAUCUAGUAUUCUCUUCUCUCCGGUAACGUUGAAGAUUUGUUUACCGAAAGAAAACAAAUAUAGGUUAUCGUUGUUUCACUUGGAAUCUGAAGUCUUUUUAGGGUUUCUUUAUAACUGGCUAUGGAUUUCGUGCCCUACGACAGCAGUGGGACUGAUGAUGAUAUUUCUCUUCCUCAUCAGAAUAGAAUGCAAAGAGGGGGUCGUGUUGCAGGGAAUGGAAGACCUGCUGUCCCUGGUUCUGUUUCAUAUGGUAUAGUCUAUAAUGAUACAGAAAUGGAGAACCAAAUUCAUCUUCUUGAACAAGAAGCAUACAGUUCGGUUCUAAGAGCUUUUAAAGCUCAAGCUGAUGCCAUUACUUGGGAGAAGGCAAGUUUAAUGACUGAACUAAGGAAAGAGCUGAGAUUGUCUAAUGAAGAACAUAGAGAGCUUCUUAGCCAAGUUAAUUCUGAUGAACUCAUACGGAGGAUAAGUGAGUGGAGACAGUCUGGCGGGAAUCUUCCUAUUGUGGCGGGUACUGGGCAAAUUGUCCGUGAUCCUGUUCCUAGUCCUUCUGUCUCAGCAUCACGAAAGAAACAAAAGAUAGCAUCUGCAGUUCCUUCUCAAUCAUAUGGCGGACCAUCUACUUCUACCAUUCCUCAAUCAAUAGGAGCUUCUGGCCAACCAUCAUCUUCUUCAGCUGCGAAACGAGGAACUAUGCUGGGAUCUAAGAGCAAGAGGCCGAAAUCUUCGGGUCAGAUGUUGCCUGGAAGGGCACAGCAUGCUUCUUCUUCGGGUGUACCUGGAAGAGCUCCUCAACUUAAUAAUAAUAAUAAUAAUAAUCGAGUUACUACAGGGGCUUCUGCAAGUGAAGCAACCACUUUUGAUCCUUUGAUUGGAAGAAAAGUGAGAACCAGGUGGCCUGAUGACAAUAACUUUUAUGAAGCUGUUAUUACAAAUUACAAUGCUGAUGAGGGCCGACAUGCUCUAGUUUAUGACAUUGGGACUGAAAACGAGACGUGGGAAUUGGUCAACCUUUCCGAGAUUUCUCCUGAAGAUAUUAUGUGGAAUGGCGAUGACCCAGGAGUAUCUCGCCAAGGGGACUUUCGACAUAGAACAGAUAGACCUGUUGUUGGGCGUGAAAGUGCUCUGCCCUCAGGUAGAGGAGUGCCAAAGAGUCGACCGAGGAAAGAUUUGCCACCAUCUCAGCAGAACGGUGCAGUCAAGAAAGGAACAGAUGAGAUUAAAAUACUUAAUACCGAUAGUUUAAUUAAGGAGGUCGAAAGGGUCUUUAGCAUUAGUCAUCCAGAUCCAAUAGAGGUUGAGAAAGCCAAGAAAGCCUUAAAAGAGCAGGAACAAGCUCUUACUGCUGCCAUUGCUAAGCUUGCAGAUAUAUCUGAAGGUGAAAAUGGAAUGAAAUUACUUUGAAGUUGGUAGGAACUUGUCGUUUAUAUGUAUGGUUUCUUUCUUGGGCAAUCCAUAGACGACCAAGACAGUUAGAAACAUUGAAUCUCAGUCUCUUUUUGUUGUAUGCAAUUUCUUGUAUAAUGUGACUUUGUAAUUUUAUAACAAUUAGUCAAGCCAUAGCCAGGAUUUCUCCCCUCUCCA